Molecule: messenger RNA, 1519 nt
Organism: Rubroshorea leprosula
Lineage: Eukaryota; Viridiplantae; Streptophyta; Magnoliopsida; Malvales; Dipterocarpaceae
Source: the annotation of a GenBank genome assembly
GGGUGUGACACAAUCCAACGAAAUUCCAUGGAGUAUCCAGAUGUGAUACGGCCAAGGAGAUGUGGGACAUGUUGGAAGUAAUACAUGAAGGAACAAGUCAAGUGAAGGAGUAAAAAAUCAAUAGAUACACUCACAUAUAUGAGGUUUUCAAGAUGAAACCAAAGGAGAGCAUUCAAGAUAUGUAUGCAAGAUUGAAUGAUAUAGUCACCAAUCUCAAGGGUCUUGGUGAAGUGUAUCCUCCUCAAGAAGUGGUGAGGAAGGUUCUUAGAAGCUUGCCCAAUAAUUGGGAAGCCAAGAAGACCACAAUUGAAGAGUUUAAGGAUCUCAACACUUUUGAGCUUGAAGAUCUCAUUGGAAAAUUGAUGACAUAUGAAAUAGAAGUUCAAGUUGAUGGUGGAGUUGAAGUAGUUGAGAAGAAGAAGAAGGAUGUUGCAUUCAAGGCUACAACCAAAAGAAAAACAAUGAUGAUGAGACUAGCUCAAUGGAAAGUGAAAGCUUCUUGGAGAAAGGUGUUGCAAAUCUUUGUUUCAUGGCUCAAGAGGAUAACAACAAUGAUGAGAAGGCAAUAGCAUCACACAACCUCCAUGUGAAGCAAGUGAGAAGAACAAGAUCGAGGAGAUGCAACAAGCACAAAAACAAAGAUCAUAAUUCUAUCCAAGAAAGAGAUCCUAUAAAGGUAAUGUGAUAAAUGAUACAUCUCCAGGGUAAGAAAUAUACAUGUUGUAUAUAAUGAUGGAAUUAACAUUGUUUUUGGUGCUACUAAUGAGUUUUGUUGUAAAGAAUUUUCCAAAGCAAUGUUAAGUAAACUUGAGAUGAUUAAAUGUAUUGGAAUUUCAAAUGAAAUUAUCCCAAAGAUGAGAUCUUCUCCAAUCAAAGGGAACAUACAAAGGAGAUGCAUAAGCAAUGGUCUCUCCAUUAAGGUAUUCAAUUGCUUUAACAAUAAUGGAGGUAAACCUAUUAAUUUCAAACUCUUUAUAAGAUGAUAGAUGUAUAUAUUGCUAUACCUUGAGUGCAUAUAACUUUUGUGCUUUUCAUGUAUCUUUUAUUGAUCUUUAUAACUUAAAUGAUAGAAGGUUAUACAUUCUUGGUAUGAUUUUCAUGAGAUUGCUAUAUAAGUAUGUUCAUGCUUUCAUGAGUUAUUUUAUUAAGGUGAAGCUCUUUUGUUUGCUCUUCAUAUGUUCUUCAAACUUUUUUGUUGGAUUACAAAAAGGAGAGAAAGAAUCUUUUGACCUUCAUAGUUACUUGGAAUAAGAUAUCUUUGUUUACUACAAAGCCUUUUGAUCGUGAUAGAUUUUUAAUAUUUGACCCUUUUUUCUCUCCUCACAUUCAAGAUUUGAUUCUUUCCCAAAUUUUGCCCUCAUUAUCUAUGCACAUUUCUUAGCUUGUUAUCAUGAAUUGUGGAUUUUAAUUGUAUAUGACUGUAUAGUUGCCUAUGAUUUUGAUGAUUAUGAUCUUAAGUGCUUUCAUUGAGGGGGAGCAAUUUGUGGAUAUUAUGCUCAAAUUAACUAUUUUUGAUAUG